AUGGAAUCAGACCUGAAGGAUCGGUACUGUGAAGGAUUACUGAGACACCACAUGAAUCUUUUCCAGGGGGCGAUGUUGAUGUACACUGUGUUGUUCCUGCUCCUGCUUGCACCAUCUCUGGGCAACAACUGCUCUGAACACUGCAGAGCCUGUGGAGGACCUGAAAGAAAGCAGUGUCUGCAGUGUUUACCAGGGUUCACACUGCACAACAAUGUGUGUGUGGACAUCGAUGAGUGUGGGACGGAGUUGGCGAAGUGUCCAGAGAACACGUACUGCAUCAACACACAUUCUUCCUAUGAGUGUAGAGGUUGCGACCGUGCAUGUGUGGGCUGUAUGGGUGGUGGUCCUGCUCGCUGUAAGAAAUGUGCUCCAGGAUACAGAUCCACCGAUCUGAAGUGUUUAGACAUUGAUGAGUGCAGUGAGGAGGUACUGGCCUGCUCCGAUAUCAACGCUCUGUGUGUGAACACUGAAGGAUCGUUUCAGUGCAACUGCGCACCGGGGUUCACACGCAAAGGCACCGGAUGUGUGAGGAACCAGAAACCUGUGGGAGAGGAACGUGGUUUGUUUGAUGAUCUCCAGGACGACGAGGUGGAGGUGCUGAAGCAGAUGUUCUUCGGUGUGAUUCUGUGCGCUCUGGCUACGCUGGCUGCUAAAGGGGACAUGAUGUUCACCUCCGUGUUCAUCGGCGCUGUGGCGGCCAUGGUGGCCUACUGGCUCUCGGAUAAGAGCGACCGCCUGUUGAACAGCUUCCUGAAGGGCAGAUGAAGGGCGCAGGAGAACAAAGAGGACCAGGACUGAGAGCAAGAAGAGUUCAACAGCUUGGCCUGGAAACUGGGAUUUUUUUUUUUUGCAAAAAGUGACUUGUGAACAUGUCUGUGUGAUGUUCAUGUUAAGUACACUUACCUGAUCUUUUACCAUCAUGAACAAUUUGAAGGGAAAAAAACAGACAUCUGGUAUGAUAUUGUACUUCCAUCUACACAGGAAAUAGAUCUUAUUAUUGUAGAUGUAACCGAAAAUCUAUACACUAUAUAGUGUGAACAUUCAUCAGAUUGAACAUGGUGUACAGUGGUGCUGGAAAGUUUGUGAACCCUUCAGAAUUUUCUGUA
This is a messenger RNA of Neoarius graeffei (lesser salmon catfish), 1106 nucleotides long. RefSeq names its product protein disulfide isomerase CRELD1 (gene creld1a). The record is from RefSeq and is a predicted model, not a curated record. Lineage: Eukaryota; Metazoa; Chordata; Actinopteri; Siluriformes; Ariidae. Bases 1 to 765 code for a protein of 254 amino acids. Gene Ontology annotation, molecular function: calcium ion binding. The transcript is spliced from 6 exons.